This is a messenger RNA of Bemisia tabaci, 1249 nucleotides long. NCBI's taxonomy places the organism in Eukaryota, Metazoa, Arthropoda, Insecta, Hemiptera, Aleyrodidae. The record is from RefSeq and is a predicted model, not a curated record.
UGGCCAGAGUCAGUCUCGCAUCUUUCACCUUUGCAGCUAGUUCCGUAGAUUAUAGUGCUGUCGUUCUUUCAGUGUUCUUUUGGUGUUCGAAUAAAUAUUCUCACACCGAUCCACGCGCGUCUUAUUUCCUUCGUCCCCCACACGGUGACCCUCGACGUGAUCUUGUUUCCCCCCGUUCCGUGAAAUAUAAUGGCUACCGACGGGGACCGGGACCCCCAGCCGACCAACGUCAUACUCUCCGCCGACCAGUUCGCCGCCGUCCAGCGCGUGACACUCCGCCCCAUACCCAUGCAGCCCGAGGACCCGGAGCUUUGGUUCGACUUACUGGAGCAACAGUUCGCCCUCCAUAACAUCACCUCGGAACGCGCGAGAUUUAUCCACGCCAGCACACUCCUGGAUGGACGUUUCGCACAGGAAGUAAAGGACAUUAUACGGAACCCGCCCGUGGACACUCCUUACACCACACUCCGACGUGAGCUGAUCAGCCGUCUCUCCAUCUCCGAAGCGCAGCGCAUCCGCCAGCUUCUCGGCCAGGAGGACCUCAACGGCCGCUCCCCGUCACAGUUCCUGCGGCACCUCCGCUCCCUCGCCGGAUCACUCAGCAUCCCGGAUCCCAUCCUGCGGAAUUUAUGGCUCCAGCGUCUCCCGCCGCAGACACAGGCCAUCCUCCAAGGACAUAAAAAUCAGCCACUUGACGAGCUCGCCAGCAUCGCAGAUGGCAUCAUGGACGUGUUCCCGCAGCCACCCGUCCCCGCAGUGCACGCCUGUUCCAGCACGCCACGCGCUACCUCUGCUACCAGUCAACUCGCCGACAUCGACGAACUCCAACGAAAGCUCGAGGCGCUGAUGACCUACUGCAAGGACAUUUGCCAGUCACGGCCCCGCCACCGCUCGCCGUCCAGAGACCCAUCUCCGCACCGCGGUUACCGCGACGACACACCACGCCGCCGCUACCGGGACGACGACACGCCGCGCGGCUAUUAUCCUGCCCCUGACUACUACCAACCACGCGAGUACUCCCGCGGCGCAUCUCCGUCCAGAAACCGCUACCGAGACCAGCCCUCCGAGCGUCCACGCAACCACCACCGCUCGCCACCCAGACCUCGACGCCGCCUCCUUGAGCCGAAAGAUGGAACCUGUUUCUACCACACGAACUUCGGGGAUGAUGCUCGCAACUGCGCCCAGCCCUGCAAUUACCAGUUAAACUCCACCGGCAGCCGUUAAGGGCGGCGACCGACUGCCCCCCGUU